Molecule: messenger RNA, 1341 nt
Organism: Cyclospora cayetanensis
Lineage: Eukaryota; Apicomplexa; Conoidasida; Eucoccidiorida; Eimeriidae
Product: Holliday junction resolvase MOC1, chloroplastic
Exons: 11
Coding region: 1-1341 (446 amino acids)
Source: RefSeq, a predicted model, not a curated record
AUGCCUACUGCCAGUACAUUCAACAGCCUCCGCACAGCAUGCAUGCAGCCCCAUAGCUUGCAUGCCAAAGCAAGAGCCAUAAAUAACACUACUACCCCACAGGUGGUUGUUGUUGCUGCUGCUACUACUACUGGAGAUAGUGCUCGCUCACCCCUCGUUUCCGACAUUGCGCUUGCAACAGCAAACGAGACGCAGAAGGAGCAACAACAGGAUCCUGCGCUUAUCUUGGGAGUUAGGUGGACAGAGGAAGGCAGUAAAGACGCUGGAGGUGUUGUUGCCUCGCCUACCGCUAUACAGGAUGCAGCACUUCAGACACCAGCUGCGGCAGCACUGAGCGGGAGAUGGAGUGGAGGAGUGUCUGGACAGCAGGAAUGCGUAGGACACUGUUGUCUUGAUCCUGGGGUGCCACUGAAAGCCAGAGGCUACGACACCGAUGCAUGCAGUGAGCCAGCAGCAUAUCGUACAUAUGUCAACGAAAUGCCUUUUCCUAAUGGCGGAAGGCCUCUCCUUCCAGCCAUGGCUACAGCUGAGAUGCAUACAUACAUGCAUGCAUGCAUCUCAGCUACCGCAGCAACCUCAACACCACCCAGACGUCUGAGCAGCAGCAGCAACAACAACAACAAGGCCUCCAGCAGAGCCCUAAAGAUGCAGCGGGGGCAGCACAGUGUGACAGCAACAGCAACAGCAACAGCAGCAGCAGCAACAGCAGCAACAGCAGCAGCAGCAGCUAACAGGGACACCGCAGAGGCUGCCACUGCAACAACGGCAGCAUCAUCAACAGCAGCAGCAGCAGCAGCAGUUUCUGCAACAAAGCCGACAGACGAAAUAUCCACAGCAGCAAAUGCAGUGCCAGCAAUCGCUACGCCAAUGGGGGAUUCACGUUCAGCAGCAACAGCAGCAACAGAUGCAGUGGCUUCUGGGAGCCUCGACUCCGCUGCAGCAGCUGAGUCAAGUGCAGCAGAAAAGACUGCGGAGAUCGCUCUCAACAGCAGCAGCAGGAAGUUGGCUGGCUGGGGAUCUGCAGCCGCUGCAGUGCUGCGGGUGGACUUGCGAGAUGAAGUCUGCGUUAUUUGCAGCGAGUUGCUGUUGUUGCAGCAGGAAAUAGCGUCUCUUCCUACCUGCUCUCACCUCUUUUGCUUUGCAUGCCUAUACAAGUGGGCGUCCAUCAGCAGCAGGUGCCCCCUCUGUGCAGCCUCGUUCACGACCAUUGUCAGACGGCGAGUCAGCGCUCCUACUGCUGCUGCAGCUGCUGCUUCUGUUGCAGCUCCUACUGCUGCUGCAGCUCCUACUGCUGCUGCAGCUGCUAAACACCUGCAGGCUCAGAACACCCCUGCCUUAUAG